Molecule: messenger RNA, 3715 nt
Organism: Sardina pilchardus (European sardine)
Lineage: Eukaryota; Metazoa; Chordata; Actinopteri; Clupeiformes; Clupeidae
Gene: ppp3r1b
Product: protein phosphatase 3 (formerly 2B), regulatory s1ubunit B, alpha isoform, b
Exons: 6
Coding region: 221-733 (170 amino acids)
Biological process (GO): protein dephosphorylation; calcineurin-mediated signaling
Cellular component (GO): calcineurin complex
Molecular function (GO): phosphatase binding; calcium-dependent protein serine/threonine phosphatase regulator activity; calcium ion binding
Source: RefSeq, a predicted model, not a curated record
CCUCUCUCGACCAACUGCUUCCCCCUCUCUCUGCGGAUCAACCGGAGUAUCUGCAGUGGAGCCAUCAUCCAUCGAGACUCGGAACAAGACCUAGGCUAGCGACUUUACAUUUAAAGUCCGCCUAAUCGGCUUUCGUAAACGUUUAACAUCGACUCCAAUACCUCGACGUGUUUGCCUCGGCGGUUUUUUCUCUGCAAGUGAAGACUACGCGACCGACAGAAUGGGAAAUGAAGCCAGCUACCCCCUGGAGAUGUGCUCGCACUUUGAUGCUGAUGAGAUUAAGAGACUAGGGAAGAGGUUUAAGAAACUCGACCUGGAUAACUCGGGCUCGCUGAGCGUGGAGGAGUUCAUGUCCCUGCCCGAGCUGCAGCAGAACCCCCUGGUCCAGCGAGUCAUAGACAUAUUCGACACCGACGGCAACGGAGAAGUAGACUUUAAAGAAUUCAUCGAGGGAGUCUCCCAGUUUAGCGUGAAAGGAGACAAGGAACAGAAACUACGCUUCGCUUUCCGGAUCUACGACAUGGACAAGGACGGCUACAUCUCCAACGGCGAGCUCUUCCAGGUGCUGAAGAUGAUGGUGGGCAACAACCUGAAGGACACGCAGCUGCAGCAGAUCGUCGACAAGACCAUCAUCAACGCCGACAAGGACGGGGACGGCAGGAUAUCCUUCGAGGAGUUCUGUGCGGUGGUGGGCGGACUAGACAUUCACAAAAAGAUGGUGGUUGACGUGUGAUCUUCACUCCUCUGCCUCUGCCGCUCUCUUUCUCUCGCUCUAGCUCUCUUUCUCUCUCUCUCUCCCUCUCUCUCUCUAUCUCUCUCUCUCUCCAUGGACAAGGCCCCCCCUGGUCCUCCCCACCUCCAUGCCUCGUCUUCUGCUUGUCUUCUCCAUUGUCAAGGAAAAAUCUGCUAAAGGUGUCCGGCAAGACAACAAAAAAUUCAAGGAUUGUUUUUUCUUUUUUUUUUUGUCUUUGAACCCCCCCCCCCCCCCCCCCCAAAAAAAUCCUUUCCUUCCCCUCUAGUGGAAAGUAAUUCUGUGAUAAGUUUUUUGUUUGUUUGUUGUUUUAUCCCCCCCCCCCCCCCCCUUGCUAUCUCCGCUAUUAUCCUUUCGACUUCUCUGAUUGGCUCCCGUUGGCUUGUGUGGGUUAGGCCGGCUAGUCGGCGGUGAGCGCACCCCUGGUGGUAGCACUUUACAGAGGACACGCAAACGCAGAGCACAGGAGGAGGAGCGCUUUCUAUUGUCCAGCGAGCAUUUCACUUUGAGGCAAAAGGAAAGGGACGUUUAGUGUGUGUUUGUGUGCAUGCACCUGCAUGUGUGUGUGUGUGUGUGUAUGUAUGUGUAUGCGUGUGUGUGUGUGUGUCUGUGUGUGUGUGUGUUUGAUUGAUUGUGUGUAUGUAUGUAUGUAUGUAUGUAUGUAUGUGUGUGGUUUUCUUUUUGUUUCCUUGUUUUUGAAGGGGUGGGGGAUUUAUCUAAAAUAUUUAUUUUGGUCUGUUUUUUUUAUGCGAGGAAGAUCUAUCUAUCUACAGGGAAUAUAUGAAUAUAUAUAUAUAGUAGUUAGGUGGGACGAGAUCUAUCGAUGUACUUGAUUUCAACACGACACAAACACAAAAGACAGCGCAUGAAGUGCCAAUCAGAUUACACAAACUAGUUUAAGCGUGAUCUUUUUUAACCUGCUGUUUUAUCUCAUAUUUAAAUUAUGCAUAUUAUGCUAUUAUGUAUGAGAAGUGCUUCAUCUGGAUGUCGAUACAGCAGCAGGGGUUUUAAACGGCACUGCUUCAGAGAGAUUUGUUUUUCUUUCUUGGGUCUCUAGAUUGCUUCUCAUGCUUCCUUCACUGAAGGUCAACAGACAAGUUUCAAUUUUGAAUAUUAAGCUUUAGAUAACACACACAUACACUCUCUCUCUCUUGCUCACUCACUCACUCACACACUCACUCACAUAUAUAUACACACACACACACACACACACACACACAUGCAAACACAGACACAAGGGAAAAAAAAGAAAUAUCUUUUUUUGUAAUAUGGGGAUUGUAUGCUAUAUUUAUAUUGUCAGGGAGUUCCAUCAACCCUCUUGCUUUCUGAUGUUCUAGAGUAGAGAGAAAAGAUUUAACUAUUUAAAUUUGUGCACAUACAAACGUCUAUGGUUUACCUUCUUGGAGACAGGUCUUUCUCUGUGUAAUUGGUGAUUUUUUCUUUUCUUUCUUUCUUCUUUUCGUGAAUGGUUUCAACUGAUUUAAAAAUACAGGAAGGAAUAGUGCCAUCCGUUUCUGUUUGAACAUCUUGGCGUAUAUAUUUACUUUCAUUAGCUUUUUUGACACAAUGUGAUGUUGAUUUUGUUCCACUCCUAUUUGAAAACAUUUGCCUAGCUACUUAUUGUCACAAGGAACCUUCACUGACAUAACUUAAUAUUUCGUGAAUCAAACCAAAAAAUGGGCAUCGAUAAAAAAUCUGUUUUCCGACUGGACUGCAGGACAGCUUUGUACAGGGCGACGUGGUGAUUAUGUAGGCUACAGGCAAAUAUGUCAGGCAACUAUGGAUUAGUAGACCAGGAAGUUCUGAUGUAACUGCGUGAGUUCUGUUUAACAGGACGUCAUAUGAACAGUGCAGGUCCAAAAGCCUUCCUUCACUCCUCUCAGUAUACACCAAGUUAAAAAAAAGAAGAGCAAACUUUUAUGACUGCGACUUUCUGCUUUGACUGUUUUGAGAGAAACUGUAGAAAGAGGCGCGACUAAAACUUAAUGGUCACACGUUGAAUUUUUUUUUUUUUCCCAAGUCGCUUUGUGAACUACUUUCUGGUUGUGUGUUGUUAAUCGCUUGCCUGUACCCUCUGACGGACCGCGUGGGCACACGUGAUGGUGCAGGCCCAGGUGUCACCCGGAGGCUCGCGCGCACUAAAAGCGCCCGCUCGUGCCAGUCGUCUCCGGUUUUUUUUUUCUGCUCUCCUUCCGAGUUGCUGCACGACGAUGGCUCUUCUGUCUUUCCCUUGAGAUCCGACGAGGUCUCAUCCUGUGAUUGCAUGACAUGGAGGGUGUCUCUUUUUUCUAUUCUGUUCCUUUUCUGUAUGCAUGUAGAUCCGAUUUUUUGAAGAGCGCCUCUUGUUUACAUAUGAAUCGUAAUGUUAAUAUAAUAUGAAUGACAAUGACAUAUUGGUAUGUGGAUGUUGCCAAACCUCUUUGGUUAAUGUUUUAAGUAUGGAAACGAUAAAAGCGUAACUCCACUACGUAUAUUCACCAUUCUUAUAGUGAUAACAAUUAUUAUAACCUUUUUGGAUCAGCGUCACAUGACAAUAGUUUAAACCAAUCAGCAAAGCUUCUCUCCCUGUCAACUGCCAGAUGCCGUUUAGAGGGGAAAACAUACGUUUUCUUUGUUAUUUUUUUUUGUACAGAAUAUUUGUUACAAACACGUAGCCUAUGAGUGCUCUCCCUAUCUAUUUCUUUUUUUUCUUCUCCUUUUAAAGGGUCCGUCCUCCUGAGAUAUGUCCUCUGCUUUAGAGAGGGGAAAUUUGAUUGCUGUAAUUGAAUGGCGUGUGUGUCGUUGGAGUUGGAGAUGGUGACGGGAUAAGGGCUUUAAAAAAAAAAGAUGAAAAUGGUUUCAGUCCUGGGUUAUACCUUUUUUUUUCGUUUUUCCUCUCAUACGUGUUUGCAUGCUGCGUCAUAUGCCGUGGGAACCACUGAAACUUCAUACAUGAAAUUGAGAAAUAAAAUAUUUGAAACUUGU